AACUCCGAGAGAGCGAGAGAGAAAGAGAGAGAGCCAGAGAGAGCGCUCCAAUCAUCUUGUUGUAGUUGCAGAGAGCCGCGUGACAGCUUGCAGAUGCCGACAGAUGUGCCCCAAGACGGACUCAAGACCCAGGAGGAGCUCCUUAAGCAUAUCUUCCAGUGUGACCCCAUGACCCUGACCGGCACGCCGACCGCCCGCCGAGGCAGCACGCCGCUGCCCAUCAAGCAUCAGCUCAGGCGGGAAGAGGCCGUGCACGACGACUGUGACUGGUCCUCGGAGGCGGACUGUGGAGCCGCCGCCGCCGUCGCCACGCCGCCCAUCCGCUUCAGCCUGGCGCCGGACGACGUGGCACCAGCGGAGGAGGCGGAGAGCAGGCCCGACGGCCCCCUGAGGAUAGCCCUCCUCGGACAGAACGGCGUGGGGAAGUCAUCGCUGGCCUUCGCCCUAGCGGGGGACGUGGACAGGACGGCGUCGGUGGAUUCAGACGGGGAGGGUCGCGUCAGCGCCGUCACCGUGGACGACGAGGAGAGCGACAUCGUCAUCUACGACAACUGGAGACACGACCUGUCAGCGUUGCGCUGCGAAGUGUGCGUGCUGGUGUUCUCGGUGACCGACCGGCGCAGUUUCCAUCGCACGGCGCAGCUCCGCCUGCUCCUGCGAGAGACCCAGCCGCAGACUCCCAUCAUCCUGGUGGGCAACAAAAGCGACCUGGUUCGCUCUCGAGAAGUCACCACUCAAGAGGCCAUGUCCAGCGCCACCCUCUUCAACUGCCUCUAUCUGGAGAUAUCGGCCUCUCUGGACCACCGCACCCCGGAGCUCUUGGAAAGUGUUGUACGGCUAGCGCGGGGCCAACCCCCGUGGCCCCCGGGCACCUGCCCGGAGGAAAUGAGUGCCGGGGGCCAGUGGGAGAGCAUCACUUCACGCGCCAAGCGCUUCCUGUCCAGCCUGGUUCCUCGUUACCAGCGCGAGCGAGGGGACGCCGGACGCUUCCUGCGGCAGAAGUCACGCUCUUGCCACGACCUGGGGGCCCUGUGACGAGGAAUAACAUUGAAAACUUGCUCACUUGAAAACUAGGGUACCCUAUUCACAGUGAAACCACAUGCAGUGGAUAUAAUAAGUCUACACACCCCUUUCCAAAUGCCAGGUUUUGUGGUGUAAAAAUGGAGACAAAUCAUUUCCAAACUUUUUUCACCAUUAAUGUGAUGUGUACAACUUCACUGGAAAAACAAAUUCUUUAAGGCAGAAGCUAAAAUAAGCUAGUGAGGUAAUAUGGCUGCAUAAUUAAUUUACCUAAAGUUUUAAAAUGCCUUAAAAUUGACACCUGAAGCGUAAUGUUAUAUUUAUCCACUCAUAUUUUGUACAAAACGGACAGACACAAUACUUGUGUAUAAAUAAGCUGCUGUAGUGAUACUUCAAUGUGAAUAAAAGGCUUUUUUAUA
Molecule: messenger RNA, 1439 nt
Organism: Syngnathus acus (greater pipefish)
Lineage: Eukaryota; Metazoa; Chordata; Actinopteri; Syngnathiformes; Syngnathidae
Product: GTP-binding protein REM 2-like
Exons: 6
Coding region: 94-1035 (313 amino acids)
Cellular component (GO): plasma membrane
Molecular function (GO): GTPase activity; GTP binding; calcium channel regulator activity
Source: RefSeq, a predicted model, not a curated record